AUGUCGGACCCUUCUCCGCCCUCCCCGCCGUCGGCUCCCGACGUGGCUGCCAUGGCGGCGUGGGUGCCUGGGGUCUUGAUCCCGGGUGCCGCCAUCCUCGGCAUCGUGUUCGCCGUCUGGCUCUGGUGGCGCGUCAGCCUGAUCCCCGUGCGCGGCCACACCGUCAACGGCGGGUCCGCGGACCGCCAGGGCCUGCUCGAGAGCGCUGGCGAGGACGACAGCGUGGUGGUGGAGCGCAGCGCGGUCAUCCAGGACGCCAUCUCGGAGGGCGCCGAGUCCUUCCUGCGCACCGAGUACAAGUACGUCGGCAUCUUCAUGACGUGCUUCUCGGUCUUCAUCGCAGUCCUGCUGUCCUCCGAGGACGGCUUCAACCUCUCCUGGACCACGGACGACGACGGCAACCCGGUGCGUCCGGCGGUGUACAACGGCUUCUUCUCGGCGCUGUCGUUCAUCAUCGGCGCGGGCACGUCGGCGGUGUGCGGCUACCUGGGCAUGCGCAUCGCCACGUACGCCAACGCCCGCACGGCGCUCGAGGCGCGCAAGGGCGUCGCGGAGGGCUUCAUGUGCGCGUUCCGCUCGGGCGCGGUGAUGGGCUUCCUGCUCUCGGGCAUCGGCCUGCUGUCGCUGUUCCUGACCAUCGCGCUGUUCGACCUGGUGUACGGCGGGGACUGGGAGGGCCUGUACGAGGCGGUCACGGGCUUCGGGCUGGGCGGGUCGUCGGUGGCGCUGUUCGGGCGCGUCGCGGGCGGCAUCUACACGAAGGCGGCGGACGUGGGCGCGGACCUCGUGGGCAAGGUGGAGAAGGACAUCCCCGAGGACGACCCGCGCAACCCCGCGGUGAUCGCCGACAACGUGGGCGACAACGUGGGCGACAUCGCCGGCAUGGGCAGCGACCUCUUCGGGUCGUUCGCCGAGUCGACCUGCGCCGCGCUCGUCGUGGCCUCGGUGUCCACGCUCGGCACGGAGCACUCGCGCGUCGGCCUGAGCUUCCCGCUGAUGAUCUCCGCCAUGGGCAUCGUGGUGUGCGUCGCCACGACCUUCCUCGCCACGGACCUCUUCCCGGCCCAGAACACCACGCAGAUCGAGCCCACGCUCAAGGUGCAGCUCAUCCUGUCGACGCUCCUGGCCACCCCGGGCGCCUGGUUCCUCGCGCAGUACGGCCUCCCGGAGACCUUCACGAUCUACCUCGGCGAGAUGUCCCAGGAGGUGAAGAACUGGCACAUGUUCCUCUGCGUCGCCAUCGGCCUCUGGGGCGGCCUCGUCAUCGGCAUCCAGACCGAGUACUUCACCAGCAACGCCUACAAGCCCGUCCAGGACGUGGCCGACGCCUCCCGCACGGGCGCCGCCACCGUCAUCAUCUUCGGCCUCGCGCUCGGCUACAAGAGCGCCAUCCUCCCCUGCCUCAUGAUCGCCAGCGCCAUCUUCGUCGGCUUCUUCUACGCGGGGAUGUUUGGCAUCGCCUGCGCCGCGCUGGGCAUGCUCGUCACGCUCUCCACGGGCCUGGCCAUCGACGCGUACGGGCCCAUCAGCGACAACGCCGGCGGCAUCGCCGAGAUGGCCGAGAUGGGCGAGGACGUCCGCGAGCGCACCGACGCGCUGGACGCCGCGGGCAACACCACCGCCGCCAUCGGCAAGGGCUUCGCGAUCGGGUCGGCCGCGCUCGUGUCGCUCGCCCUGUACGGCGCGUUCGUCACGCGCGCGGGCCUCACCCUCACGGACACGUCGAUCCUCAACGCCAAGGUCUUCCCGGGCCUGCUGGUCGGCGCCAUGAUCCCCUACUGGUUCUCCGCCAUGACCAUGAAGUCGGUCGGCAUGGCCGCGCUCGCCAUGGUCGAGGAGGUCCGCCGGCAGUUCGCGACGAUGCCCGGCCUCAUGGACGGCACCACGCGCCCCGACUACAAGGCCUGCGUGGAGAUCUCCACCAUGGCCUCGCUCUCGCAGAUGAUUGCGCCCGGCGCGCUCGUCAUGGGCACGCCCAUCGUCGUCGGGCUCCUCUUCGGCGUGCAGGCGCUCGCGGGCGUGCUCGCCGGCUCGCUCGUGUCGUCGGUGCAGCUCGCCGUCUCCAUGUCCAACACGGGCGGCGCCUGGGACAACUCCAAGAAGUUCAUCGAGGCCGGCGCCAGCGAGGCCGCGCGCGCCCUCGGCGGCAAGGGCUCCGAGGCCCACAAGGCCGCCGUCGUCGGCGACACCGUCGGCGACCCGCUCAAGGACACCUCGGGCCCCGCCCUCAACAUCGUCAUGAAGCUCAUGGCCGUCGAGGCGCUCGUGAUCGUGCCCAGCCUGGUCGCGCUCACCAAGGACGGCCUGAUCUUCAGGCUCUUCGAGUGA
Messenger RNA from Pedinophyceae sp. YPF-701, 2328 nucleotides. NCBI's taxonomy places the organism in Eukaryota, Viridiplantae, Chlorophyta, Pedinophyceae. The record is from the annotation of a GenBank genome assembly.